GAGUUAAUAUAAAAUCUAGUUGCGCCCGUGGACGUAGGAUUUACACCGAAUCCGAACCACGUAAAAUCCUUGUGUUCCUUCUUGCUUUAUUUCCUUCGUGUGUUUGUGUGUGUGAUAGUGUGUUUCCGCUGCGUGUACCCGGUCCGAUUCCUAACAAUAGAAGGAUAAAUAUGCAAUCCAUUUGAAAAUUUUGCAUUUUAAAAAGCGUAUAUGUGUAUGUAGAAAUUAGUACACCCAAACAAAUCGUUUUGAGUUCUUUACAAUCACGAUGAACCUCAUAACUUGACAUUUCGUUUCACUAGUGACAAAAUUAUGUAGCUUGUUACUCUUGAAAACAUUAUAUUACCAUGACAUCUCCAAGCACGAGUUCAGAACGACCUAAAACAUCACCUAAUCGGACACAUCUUCAUCGAAUAACAUUCGAGCAAAGAGUACUUAACUUCAAGAGAGAUCUUUUGAUGUAAUAUAAGAAGAGAAUUAUUUUUCUUCUCCACAACAAGUCUAGCUCCUGAGACAACCCAAUACCCGGGGCUCUCUUGUGGGCCCCGUUUCACCUCUGUUGUGUCCACACGAUGUAAUAGCUUCUGCAUCUUCUUCAUAUGGACCACAAGCUUCGGUUCAUGGAGUGGGGCGUGAGUGGUUUGAAACUGUUGUGGGAGGACCACCUCCAUGAAAGGAAUUGAAGAUUCCGCUUUCUGGGCUGGAGACACAUCCCAUUCUGGAUUCUUGUUUGCAGUGCAACCGAGUACUUUUGAGAAUGUUGGUUGGAAAGCCUCAAAUCUCACACUCUAAACUUUCGUAUAUAAUGAACUUGGAGAAGAGAACAAAAGACUUUCAAAUAUGAAGUAUAAAUGGUGUACUUUAAAGUUGCAGAAAAGGUAGACACUGAAGACUUCCUUUAUUCAUCAACUCUAAAGGCUUUAAAUAGCCUACCGACUACAACGUGCAACACAAAAGUAGGAAUAAAAGACUCCUAUUUUUACUACACCUAAAGACCCAUUCUCUAACGUAUACCUCCUUGCAAAUCGGUCAAAGGAGUAUUACCAAUUCUAAACUAAUAAAAUCAAUAACUAAAGACAUAAAACUUAAACUAAAUUUUCUUUAUUCCAAUACCCAACUGCAUGUCACGUGAAUAUGGUAAAUGAGCCAAUUAAUUCCAACAAUCACCCCUUAAUUGGCUAUUUACCAAUUCUAUUCACAAUAAUGCUGGUUCGUCUUCGAUCAAAUUAGCUUCUUCUUUCUCCCACUUAGGACAUUCGUUAUUGAAGUGGCCAAGUUCACCACACUUGUAACAUUUCACGUGGCUUUUAUCCCGGUAACGCUCAUUGCCAUCUCGACCAUUCACGGACCCACGACCUCUUCCCCGGCCACGUCCAAAGCCAUUCCGACUUGAGCCUCCGUUACCACAAUGCUUACAUACGUGCGGUUUUUCUUCACUAGCCAAAAGUAAACCGCCUUGAAUGCCUUCGGUUUUCUCCGUCCUUUUUAAACGCUCCUCGUAAGCCUUUAGUCUUCCAACGGCUUCAUCGAAAAGCAUUGACUCCAAAUCAAAACAUUGCUCGAUUGAAGCCACAAUUUGGAGAAAUGACUUAGGCAUUGAAUCAAGCAAUCUUUUCACCAAAUCAACUUCUUCAAGCUCGUAACCGAGAGAUCUUGCUUUUGAGGCUAGACCAGUCAAUUUUGACACAAACUCAUCCACUGUUUCGCCAUCAUUCAUACGCAAGCUUUCAAGCUCCCUCUUCAAUGUUGCAAGCCGAGCCGCUCUCACCCGAUCCACACCCAAAUAGCGAGUCUUCAAUCCAUCCCACACCUGUUUUGGAUCGGUGUAAUCAGCCAUUUGCAAGACCAUGUCUUCCGGUAUAGCUUGAAACAAGAAAGCAAGAGCUUGUUUCUUCUUCUUUGGAUCCGAAUCUUCAUGCAAUUGUCUCGGUUCCACUGUUUCCCAUAUACCAUGAGCAUCCAUAAUUGAUUUGAUUUUGACUGCCCACACCGGAUAAUUCGUCGAGGUCAAGACCGGAACUUGGUAUGACAUCGAACUUCCUUCUCUAGGUACCAAGGCCAUUUUUUACUGUGAGUUGUGACAGCACCAACCUUUUCCGAUCAAAUCUGUCUUGAGACUCCUCUUCCACCAGUCAAGAAAACCAAACGCCUGUUUCUUCUGUUUUCUUUACCCGCAAAGAAGCCAAACCAAAAACCCCACCCGUUCUGAUUUUUUCUGCUUGUCUUUCCGCUUCUGGUUAGGCUUCUAGAACAGAUUUGAUCAAGGAAGGAUGCUGCACCCUUUUUUUUUGCAAUCAAGAACCACUCAAACCCUCAACCGAGCCUGGGGCUCUGAUACCAAAUGUUGGUUGGAAAGCCUCAAAUCUCACACUCUAAACUUUCGUAUAUAAUGAACUUGGAGAAGAGAACAAAAGACUUUCAAAUAUGAAGUAUAAAUGGUGUACUUUAAAGUUGCAGAAAAGGUAGACACUGAAGACUUCCUUUAUUCAUCAACUCUAAAGGCUUUAAAUAGCCUACCGACUACAACGUGCAACACAAAAGUAGGAAUAAAAGACUCCUAUUUUUACUACACCUAAAGACCCAUUCUCUAACGUAUACCUCCUUGCAAAUCGGUCAAAGGAGUAUUACCAAUUCUAAACUAAUAAAAUCAAUAACUAAAGACAUAAAACUUAAACUAAAUUUUCUUUAUUCCAAUACCCAACUGCAUGUCACGUGAAUAUGGUAAAUGAGCCAAUUAAUUCCAACAGAGAACUGGAGGCGUAAGAAGAGGACUUUUUUGGACCUAUGAUUCCCGACUUGUAACUGGGCUCCGGUUACGAUUGAGAAUUUGUCUUCGGACUCAACCGGGGCAGUGCAGAUGUGGUCAUAGCUAAUCGCUUGGAGCCGUUCAUAGUAUUUGGGAUCGUCGGAAUCAGAAUUGAAGAUUCUGGUUACCGAGUCUUCUAGUUGGAAGAAUUUUGGGGGAGAGGAGAGGUGUUGUAGGUGGAUCUCUAAUUGAUUGUUUCUAUCACGAUUGAGGUGAAGUCGGAGGCCCGUUAUGGGCAUCUUACCUACAUCGACCUAUUUAUUGUUAUUGUCAACAUCAAGCAAUGGAGCCUCAUUGAAAGUCAAUGAAAGUCAUAGGGCGGCUGAAAGUUAUUCUAUAAUGUAUUCAGGGCUGUUUGGAGGGCCAAAAGUUUUUUUUUUAAAAAGAUAAAAUACAAAAAUGUUUGGUAAAAGUAUUUUAAAAACAACUUUUGGAUUUUUUAUAAAGGAAAACUAACUUUUUGGAAAAGUCAAAGUCAGGAAAUCCUAACUUUUUGAAACUUUUGCCAAAAGAUUUUGCCUCCAAAAAAAUUAGCCAAACACCCGAUGGCCAGGUAGUGUUGACUAUUCAACACGUUGACUAACAUACAAUUCCACCAGAUGCACAUCUCACCAAACCCACACAAUUUCAUGGAAGCCUCGCCUCCUGCACUUGCAUUUGCUUCCAUCAUUUCGAUUUCAGUUUUGUAAUUACGAUCUGAUCAACAAACAAUGGAGGCCUUUCUGGGAGAGAAUCAACAUCUUAAAAUCAAACUGGAAGAGAUAAAAUCAGCUACCAACAACUUUGAUAACAACAACGUUAUUGGAAAAGGUGGAUUUGGGAACGUGUACAAAGGAGUACUCUCUCACUCUGAAGGGCUAACCAUGGUUGCUUUUAAGCGUCUAGAUCGUAAGCUUGGGCAAGGAAACCCUGAGUUCUUGAAAGAGAUCCUGAUGCUUUCCCGUUACACACAUGAAAACCUCAUCUCUCUUCUGGGAUUUUGUGAUGAAGAUGAUGAGAAGAUCCUUGUGUAUGAGCAUGCAUAUCACGGAAGCCUAGAUCGCCAUUUAAGUGCCAAUACCCUCACAUGGUGGAAACGUCUCAAGAUAUGCCUCACAGCUGCAAAGGGACUCUGCUACCUUCAUGAUCCUAAAGGGACAGAACAAAGAGUUAUCCAUCGAGAUAUUAAAAGUUCAAAUAUUCUACUGGAUGAGAGUUGGAAUGCUAAACUUUCUGACAUGGGUUUAUCGAAAAUAGGUCCUGCUAAUCAGCAACACAGCUUUCUUACUACCAAUGUUGUAGGUACCUAUGGGUAUAUAGAUCCUCUGUAUAUGGAGACUUACCUCCUAACGAAAGAGUCGGAUGUAUACUCAUUUGGCAUGGUUUUGUUCGAAGUGUUGUGUGGGAGACUCUGCUAUGAAUAUAACAAUGGUCAUUUUAUGAGCUUGUGGCCAAUGUGGAAAAAAAGCUAUGAAGAGAAGAAACUAGAUCAGAUUAUCUUUGAAGACCUGAAGGAACAUAUGAAUCCGAGUUCAUUGGAAACAUUUUCAGGCAUUGCUUAUCGAUGUUUGCAGAAAUCUCGUGAAGAACGUCCAAAGAUGUCUGAUGUUGUGGAAGAACUUGAGAUUGCACUUGAUAUUCAAAAGACAGAAGGACCAAUGGACUUUGAAGAGAUGAUUGAAACUGCAGUAGCUCCUCAUGUCUACAAAUCCAAAGAGGAACUACAGAUGCUUCUCUACAAAGGAAUGUUGGUUAAUGGGGGCAAAACGUGGUUUUCAUUAAACAAGAAUGGUGAACAUUGUGAAAUGAUAUCCGCAAAAGUAUGUUUGAUUCCUAUUCUCCCUGCAUCUCCCAGAUAUGCAUACAAUGGUCUACAUAAAUCAAGAUUUCCAUUAGACAACGAAAAUACGACACCAUUAUGUUGGAGAUUCAAAAUGCAUGUCAAAGCACAAUUUUUGUCACCACAUAUCACAUACGCAGUCAACCUUGUGUUCGGUGUUGACUAUGAAAGUAUGGACCUUUUGUUCCUCAAUUACAAAUUGGCUGAGGAGACAUGCUAUUCAACUUCAUACAUAGCAGAUGAGAGAGAAGAUGGAUGGUUCACGACUGAAUUGUAUCAGUUUACCAGCCUCAAGAAAAGUGCAGAUUUUGAUAUAACUUUUGAUUGCGGAGGACAUCCGUUGAUUGUAGAAGCCAUCGAGUUCCAGCCCAUCGAGAGAGUGGAUCAUCAUCAACUCUUAGAGGAUGAGAAGGUGGAUAUGCCAGAGACAUAUUGGGAACAAAGGUUGCCAAGUGAUUAUGAAGAUAUACUCAAGUCGUACAAAAAUAGUGCGCAAUGGACAACAAAGAAGGAACUCUACUCUAUUCUUUGUAAAGGGUUCCCAAUCAAUAAUGGUGAAGAGUGGUUCUCACUUGCAAACAAUGGGAAGAAAUGUCAUAUGCUUCCAGCAAGAAUGGCUUUGAGAAAAUUAGUGUGGAGAUGGGGGCCUUCACGUGAAUCAAGAUUUAAAGAAGUGGCUUUUUGUACUCAACAAUCCUUUUCAAUAACCUGCACAUCCAAAAUGUUGUCACCUCAGACAAGAUACGCAUGCUUUCUUGUUUACAACAUACAAACCAAGAACCCUAACGUUGGGCAAGUUGUGGAAGUGAGUGAUCAGAGUCGUAUCACAGAGAGUGGAGAGUAUGAUCCACAUCAUAUCCUUUUAUUUUUGCCUGAGACCCCAAUUAUUAGACAAAAGGUUAAUGACAACACCCACAUACACAACCCAUUAAAGAGAACCAAAAUGGAAGGUGUUCCACAACGCAGGAAUGAUGGUUGGUUGGAAGUGCAAGUAUGGAAAUGCCAAACUGGUGCUACUACUAGUGAAAAUCCUUUGUUUGAUCUUUAUUUCAACCUUAGGUCUUUUUCGAGGAUUACAGAGCUUAGUGUGCAAGGCAUUGAGUUUAAAGCCAUAUAGGUUUUUUUUUUAUGAUUAGAAUUAGAAUUUGGAAAUGAAUUGAAUUUAACGGUUCAAUUUUAAGCAUAUAUCACACAAGAUAUCUUGAAAAUAUUUUUUAUCUUAUAGAUUAGGAAACUUGUUGUAUGUAAUUAUCUUUCCUAAUUUCUUAUAUCUUUAUGUCUAUAAAAUAUGAGAAAUAAAAUAUCC
Messenger RNA from Lactuca virosa, 5931 nucleotides. The record is from the annotation of a GenBank genome assembly. NCBI's taxonomy places the organism in Eukaryota, Viridiplantae, Streptophyta, Magnoliopsida, Asterales, Asteraceae.